This is a messenger RNA of Gambusia affinis (western mosquitofish), 3327 nucleotides long. It is a transcript of the gene cngb3.1, whose product is annotated as cyclic nucleotide gated channel subunit beta 3, tandem duplicate 1. Gene Ontology annotation, cellular component: photoreceptor outer segment; intracellular cyclic nucleotide activated cation channel complex; plasma membrane. The record is from RefSeq and is a predicted model, not a curated record. Gene Ontology annotation, molecular function: intracellularly cGMP-activated cation channel activity; intracellularly cAMP-activated cation channel activity; cGMP binding. The transcript has 18 exons. Bases 51 to 2225 code for a protein of 724 amino acids. Lineage: Eukaryota; Metazoa; Chordata; Actinopteri; Cyprinodontiformes; Poeciliidae. Gene Ontology annotation, biological process: monoatomic cation transmembrane transport.
AGUCCACCGGGUUCCUGUGGGCAGACGAGCCCACGGAAAGUCCCUCCAGCAUGUUCAGCAGGUUGAGGAGGUUUCUGGGCGCUCCUGAGCCUCCGCCUGCCCCUGCAGCCGCCCCACCAGCUCCACCAGCCAAGGAGGAGAAGUUAACAGAAAAGAAAGAUGAAAAAGUGGAGGAGCCAAAGGCGACAAGUGAAAAGAAAGAGGAGGAGAAAAAUGAAGAGAAACAAGAGGAGCAAAUAAACGAGCAGAAGAAGGAAGAGCAGACAACUGGUCCUGCUCCUGUUCCUCCCUCUCCAGCUCCUAUUGCUCCUGUUAACCCGGAAGGAGCUGAAGGAGACGAACCCCGGGUGGUCUACUCCAGAUAUGCAGAUGACGUCCUGAGGAAUGUCAUAAAGAGUUUAAGAGAACGAACUGAAAUACUCAAAGAGAAGUCUAUAGACCCUUAUGCUACAUCUCCAGAAAUCACUCCACCUGUUACACCCAUUUUGAGGAAAGAGGACUACGUCAGACAGAAGGAAGAGGAGCGCAUAGCAAAAGAAGAAGAAGACAGGAAGAAGGCCGAGGAAGCGGCCAAAAAGGCGGAGGAGAAAAAGAAGAAAGACGAGGAGAAACGACUGGAGGCGGAGAAGAAAGCAGAGGAGGAGAGGCUGGCGGAGGAGGCCAGGAGGAAGGCAAAGAUUCUGCCGGACAUCAGCUGCUCGUGCUUUGACGUCCUCUUCCAUCCAGUCGAGGAGAAGAUGGACACCGUGUUGGGAAGCACCAUUGAUCCUUUCACGGAUCGUCGGUAUAUCACCUGGUUGAUGGUGGUAGCCGUUGCGUACAACUACAACGUCUGGUUCUGCCCCGCCCGGCUGGCCUUCCCUUACCACAAUGCCACUAUCAACCCGUUCUGGAUAGUGCUCGACGUCCUCUCUGACGUCGUCAACGUCAUUGACAUCGUGGUUUGGCAGCCUCGACUACAGUUUGUCAAAGCCGGAGACAUUAUCAAAGACAGAGCUCUGACCAAAGUGCAUUAUCGGAAAUCUUAUCGAUUUAAGACAGACAUGGUCAGCGUCAUCCCCUUUGACCUUCUCUCUCUGCACUUCGGCUUCUCCUCCAUUUACAGAUUCAACCGCUUCCUCAGGAUAGAGUCUUUCUUUGAGUUCAGUGACCGACUUGAGAGUAUCAUGGCCAAAGCUUACAUCUGGAGGGUGGCCCGUACCACAGGUUACCUUCUCUACAUGCUCCAUCUCAACGCCUGCGCUUACUACGUAGCCUCAUUGCACCAGGGUCUGGCUUCGACUACAUGGGUGUAUGAUGGAAAAGGCACAGCGUACCUGCGCUGUUACUACUUUGCAGUACGAAGCCUCAUCAACAUCGGGGGCCUCCCGGAGCCGGUGACUCUGUUCGAGAUCGGCUUUCAGAUGACCAACUUUUUCGUCGGCGUCUUUGUGUUCUCCAGCCUGAUUGGACAGAUGAGAGACGUCAUAGGAGCGGCCACGGCAGCUCAGACGUACUUCCGCGCGUCGAUGGACGGCUGCGUCGAGUACAUGAACACGUACACCAUCCCAAAGCUGGUCCAGAACAGAGUCCGCACCUGGUACAACUACACCUGGGCUUCUCAGGGAAUGCUAGAUGAGAUGGAGCUUCUGGACAAGAUGCCUCUGGUGAUGCGAAUCGCCAUCGCUGUGGAUAUAAACCUGGCCACCUUCCAAAAGAUCCAGCUUUUUCAGGGCUGUGACCAGCAGAUGUUGGUGGACAUGUUGCUGAGGCUGAAGUCCAUCAUCUACCUGCCGGGAGACUUUGUGGUGAGGAAGGGCGACAUCGGGAAGGAGAUGUACAUCAUCAAAAGUGGAGCGGUGCAGGUGGUGGGAGGACCCGACAACAGCAUCGUGUUCGUAACGCUGAAGGCCGGCUGCGUGUUCGGAGAAAUCAGCUUGCUGCAAUCUGCCAAAGACGGAGGGAACAGGCGGACAGCCAACGUGAGAGCAUACGGCUUUGCCAACCUGUUUGUUCUGGAAAAGAAAGACCUGUUCGACAUCCUCGUCCACUACCCCGAGUCCCAGAAGGUUUUGGCCAAGAAGGGCAGGCAACUGGUUAAAGCCAAAGCUGCAGCCGGGGCUCCAACCAAGGACGAAAAGCCGAAAGGUCUGACUCUGUUCGGACAGAAACCCCCAACGCCGAAGCUCCUCAAAGCAUUUGCCAACUUGCGCAAGCUCAAGAAAGCUGCAGAAGAGGAACAAUAAGAGGCGGAAGUUUGCUUAAAUUUAAAUGUCAUCAUGUACAGUUUUGUAAAUUUGAACUUUGAUUAUUGAAACUCAAAUGAGGGCGCGGAUUUGUGAGAACUCUUAAGAUUUCUGAUCAUUUACAUUUGCAAUUUAGGACACAAAAAAACUAAAAAUAAAAAUCCAAGUAGAACUGAAAUUAAAAUUCACAUCUAUUGUAACAAGUAUUCUGAUUAAACUUCUUAAAUCCUGAAGAGACAGAAAUCCAUUAAAAUGAACUUAAAAGCACAAAAUUGAGUCAUCUUUUAAUAGUUCUUACCUCAUCAAUUGUGUCAUGGUUUAAAUUAAGGUUUUCAACAGGUUUAUUGUGACGUAGGUAUUAGCUCCUUAGUCUCCCAGACUGCUUUACUAGAAAUUAGUUGAUUACAUGAGAUUACAAUAGAUUCCACUAGAAUCUAUUGACAAAGACGGGUACAGAUAAGCACACCAGUGCUAUUCCUCACUCGUACAGCUUGAUAGGAUAUUGAGGCCACGCCCCUUCCAUGCGCCGUGAGCUGUUGCGUCAGAUCCGUAAGUCAUUCCCCUGUGCUGUACUAUUAAAGCAAAAGAUCUGACCCAGUGGACUUGAUAAGGUGCACCAAUAAUGAUACGAUAGUUUGAUAAGUUGGACGCAAAAUUCAAGCUUUAGUUAGCAUCUUCGCUACGCCAUUCUAUAGCCUCUCUUCAGUGCUCCGUCUGGGUUUUCUCCUAUCGGAGUGGAUUUCUUUUCAACCGGACCAAUCAGCAAACAGAAAAAGUCGCAGGUAAGCUUCCGGUGUUGCACUGGCACGUUACAGCUUAACCUUAGAGAGUGGGUAAAAUAGCAAAAUAAUUACUUAUACAAAGUCCAUGCCAUUGGGAAGUAAUUGUUUCUAAAUCUCGACCCUCUGUAUGAAACAAAGCAUAGAACAAGGCUAGCUAGCAUCAUUUUAUUUCCCCGGUAUCAUAUGAUGCUAACUACUUAGCUAGACUACAUUUAUAGAGUCUCAGUUUGUAUGGAUGGAUAAUAUAAAAUAAUGGAUGUACAAAAGGUUUUUUAAACUGCUACCUUUGCUUAUGAAGUCCCUAAGGGACAUGAAAGGGG